Gorilla gorilla gorilla (western lowland gorilla) is the source of this 8234-nucleotide messenger RNA. RefSeq lists its product as uncharacterized. The record is from RefSeq and is a predicted model, not a curated record. Gene Ontology annotation, biological process: virion assembly. Lineage: Eukaryota; Metazoa; Chordata; Mammalia; Primates; Hominidae. The transcript is spliced from 4 exons. Bases 1286 to 2377 code for a protein of 363 amino acids.
GGCUCCCUGCAAGCUCCGCCUCCUGGGUUCACGCCAUUCUCCUGCCUCUGCCUCCCGAGUAGCUGGGACUACAGUAGCUGAGACUACAGGUGCCCGCUGUCAGGCCUCUGAGCCCAAGCCAAGCCAUCGCAUCCCCUGUGACCUGCACAUACACACCCAGAUGGCCUGAAGUAACUAAAGAAUCACAAAAGAAGUGAAUAUACCCUGCCCCACCUUAACUGAUGACAUUCCACCACAAAAGAAGUGUAAAUGGCCGGUCCUUGCCUUAACUGAUGAUAUUACCUUGUGAAAGUCCUUUUCCUGGCUCAUCCUGGCUCAAAAAGCACCCCCACUGAGCACCUUGCGACCCCCACUCCUGCCCACUGAGCACCUUGCGACCCCCACUCCUACCCGCCUGAGAACAAACCCCCUUUGACUGUAAUUUUCCUUUACCUACCCAAAUCCUAUAAAACGGCCCCACCCUUAUCUCCCUUCGCUGACUCUCUUUUCGGACUCAGCCGGCCUGCACCCAGGUGAAAUAAACAGCCGUGUUGCUCACACAAAGCCUGUUUGGUGGUCUUUUCACAGGGACUCGAGUGAAAUUUGGUGCCGUGACUCGAAUCGGGGGACCUCCCUUGGGAGAUCAAUCCCCUGUCCUCCUGCUCUUUGCUCCGUGAGAAAGAUCCACCUACGAACUCAGGUCCUCAGACCGACCAGCCCAAGAAACAUCUCACCAAUUUCAAAUCCGGUAAGCAGCCUCUUUUUACUCUCUUCUCCAACCUCCCUCACUAUCCCUCAACCUCUUUCUCCUUUCAAUCUUGGCGCCACACUUCAAUCUCUCCCUUCUCUUAAUUUCAAUCCUUUCAUUUUCUGGCAGAGACAAAAGAGACAUGUUUUAUCCGUGAACCCAAAACUCCGGCGCCGGUCACGGACUGGGAAGGCAGCCUACCCUUGGUGUUUAAUCAUUGCAGGGACGCCUCUCUGAUUAUACACUCACCUUUCAAGGGUGUCAGACCACGCAGGGACACCUGCCUUGGUCCUUCACCCUUAGCGGCAAGUCCCGCUUUCCCGGGGCAGGGGCAAGUACCCCUCAACCCCUUCUCCUUCACCCUUAGUGGCAAGUCCCACUUUCCUAGGGGGCAAGAACCCCCCAAUCGCUUAUUUCCACACCCCAACCUCUUAUCUCUGUGCCCCAAUCCCUUAUUUCCACACCCUGACCUCUUAUCUCUGUGCCCCAAUCCCUUAUUGCCAUGUCCCAAACCCCUCUCUGCUCUUCUGGAGGGCAAGAACCCCACUCCCCUCCUCCAUGUCUCUACGCUCUCUUUUCUCAGGGUUUGCCUCCCUCACUAUGGGCAACCUUCCACCCUCCAUUCCUCCUUCUUCUCCUUUAGCCUGUGUCCUUAAGAGCUUAAAACCUCUUCAACUCACAUCUGAUCUAAAACCUAAAUGCCUUAUUUUCUUCUGCAACACUGCUUGGCCCCAAUACAAACUCAACAAUUGCUCUAAAUGGCCAGAAAAUGGCACUUUCGAUUUCUCCAUCCUACAAGACCUAAAUAAUUUUUGUCGAAAAAUGGGCAAAUGGUCUGAGGUGCCUUAUGUCCAGGCAUUUUUCACACUUCGUUCCCUCCUUAGCCUCUGUUCCCAAUGCGAUUCCUCCCAGAUCCUCCUUCUUUCCCUCCCGCCUGUCCCCUCAGUCCCAACCCCAAGCGUCGCUGAGUCUUUCCAGUCUUUCUUUUCUACAGACCCAUCUGACCUUUCCCCUCCUCCCCAGGCUGCUCGUCGCCAGGCCGAGCUAAGUCCCAAUUCUUCCUCAGCCUCCGCUCCUCCACCCUAUAAUCCUUCUACCACCUCCCCUCCUCACACCCGGUCCGGCUUACGGUUUAGUUCCGCGACUAGCUCCUCCCCACCUGCCCAACAAUUUCCUCUUAGAGAGGUGGCUGGAGCUGAAGGCAUAGUCAGGGUACAUGUACCUUUUUCUCUAUCAGACCUCUCUCAGAUCAGUCAACGUUUAGGCUCUUUCUCAUCAGACCCCACUAAAUAUAUACAGGAAUUCCAAUAUCUAACUCUGUCCUACAACUUAACCUGGAGUGACUUAAAUGUCCUCCUGACUUCUACCCUCUCCCCAGAUGAACGGGAAAGAGUUUUUUCUCUAGCCCAAUCUCAUGCUGAUAACCGCCGGCUUCAUGAGCCAGACCUCCAGGAAGGCAUUAGAGCAGUUCCCCGAGAGGAUCCCCAAUGGAACUACCAGGCAAAUUCCCCAGGUAUAGCUAGGCAAGAUUACAUGGUUUCCUGCCUAGUUGAAGGGCUUAAAAAAGCAGCUUACAAAGCUAUUACGACAAACUUAAAGAAACUACCCAAGGUAAAGGUGAAAAUCCAGCCCAGUUCAUGGCCUGCUUAGCAGCAACCCUUAGACGCUAUACCGCCCUAGACCCAGAGGGGCCAGAAGGCCGCCUUAUUCUUAAUAUGCAUUUUAUCACCCAAUCCACUCAGGUUCGACUCCUGGCUGGCUCGUUUGGCAGCAACCCUGAGACACUUUACAGCCCUAGCCCCUAAAAGGUCAAAAGGCCAUCUUAUUCUCAAUAUACAUUUUAUUACCCAAUCUGCUCCCGACAUUAAAUACAACUCCAAAAACUGGAAUCUGGCCCUCAAACCCCACAACAGGACUUAAUUAACCUCACCUUCAAGGUGUGCAAUAAUAGAAAAAAGUUGCAAUUCCUUACCUCCACUGUGAGACAAACCCCAGCCACAUCUCCAGCACACAAGAACUUCCAAACGCCUGAACUGUAGCAGCCAGGCGUUCCUCCAGAACCUCCUCCCCGAGGAACUUGCUACACAUGCCGGAAAUCUGGCCACUGGGCCAAGGAACGCCCGCAGCCCGGGAUUCCUCCUAAGCCGCAUCCCAUCUGUGCGGGACCCCACUGAAAAUCGGACUGUUCAACUCACCUGGCAGCCACUCCCAGACCUCCUGGAACUCUGGCCCAAGGCUCUCUGACUGACUCCUUCUUGGCUUACCGGCUGAAGACUGACACUGCCCGAUCGUCUCGGAAGCCCCCUAGACCAUCACGGAUGGCAAGCUUCGGGUAACUCUCACAGAGGAAGACACCAGUUGGAGACAAUUCAGCCUCAUCGUCCCUUGCCAAAGGAUGCAAUGAUUCUUAAGGGGACUGUUUUUCAGUGAAAACUCCAGACACUGACAACCAUCAUUCACAGCCUGCCUCUUUCAGAGCCAGGGCAGAGGCCCGGGCAGGUGGGAGAAAUACUUUUCAUUCUGCGGAGCUGCCUGUGCUGUGGAAAGAGAUGCCAGAAAUAGACCUGGGAAAAAGAGGAGAAUGGGGACUUAGCAGAUGCUUGGAGCCGUUUCUCUUGAUAAAUAUAUCUGUCCACUUCCCACUCUUGUCCGUGUCGCUGAAGGCCAUUAGCACUCUAUUUCUGUCUCUGCGGAGGCUCCGGGCCUGGCCCACCCUACCUCCCCUCCUGGAAGAUGACCUCAAGAGGGCAGCACUCCUGGGAUGAGGGUCUGACAUCAUGAAUUAUUUUUAUCCCAGUGGAUUGCAAUAUCAUAACAGCACGUAUCUUGUGCCAGAAAGUGGCCCCACUGCUGAUAAAGAAGAUACGUUAUUUCAAAGGUAAACUCCUUGAUCUCAAAAUGCCUCCCAAGGUAUGCUAUUUAAAGCUGUUGCAAAACGAGUAACAAAAAUAGACACAUCUUGAGUGUGGCCUGGAGAACAAUGUAAUAUCUUCUCCAGUUUCCUAAUCACCACAAGAAGGCCUUAUGAAAAGACAGUCGUAUGUCUAGAUAAGGUAGGCAGCCACUUGGCUAGAUUAGAAUUGAGGGCCAAGAAAGGUGUCCUAUCACUCCAGAUCUAUGCAAAGCUAUCCUCUCUGCUUUCCUUACUCUAAAAAAUUCUCUUACUGUGGGUUCCUUUGGGUUCCAUUGUGCUCUAAGAGGGGAAGCUGAAUAACGCAUGAAGCUGCAGCAACACCUAAGCAUGAUCCCUAACUGGAGAGCUGUGGAUUUUAACAUAGUAAAAGGAAGAGAGUUCAAGGACAAUGCGAACUAGAGGAUCCAGCAAGAGGCCACUCAACAACUGGCAAUAUUUGGAGAAGGUUGGUGUAAGACCAGAAAAUACCUGGAGCACCAAGCGGGCACAAAAGACAAACUUCAGGCAACAGAGCUUCAUUAAGCUGUACCUUGUGAAAUUCCCAGUUUUGUUGGCCAGAAUUGGUCAAAAACCAGCUCUGGAGUCAAGCAGUCCUGAAAAUAAGUUGGACCUGCCAGUACUGGUUACCCUGUGGUGUGGAGAGAGAAACCAUUUAAGAACAUCUGGUGUAGAAGAUCAGGAAUAUGAAAGAGGCUUCAGGAACAAGGUUUUAUUGGGAAAAUUUAUCAGCCUCUCUACUACAGAUCAAUAAAAACUGACAUUAAAAUCUAAUUGGGUUGGGCUUAAUCUGAAGGUCUCUGUGAGACAGAAUCAUGGGUCUUGUCAUUUGCAUGGAGAUUCGCUCAAAUAGAUGAUGGUACAAAAGAAACACCCCUGGCCAGGAGCAGUGGUUCGUGCCUAUAAUCCCAGCAGUUUGGAAGGCCAAGGCCAGCAGGUGGUUUGGGCCCAGGAGUUCAAGACCAGCUUGGACAACAUAAGGAGACCUUAUCUCUACUAAAAAUUAAAAAAAAAAAAAAUUAGCUGGGCAUGGUAGCAUGUGCCUGUGGUCCCAGCUACUUGGGAAUCCCAGCUACAUGGGAACUUGAGCCCAAGAGAUUGAGGCUGCAGUGAGCCCUGAUCGCACCACUGCACUCCAGCCUGGGUGACAGGGUGAGACUCUCUGUCUCAAACAAAAAUCAAACAAAAGAAACACUCCAAAAAAAGAGCCAACUCCGGUUUAUGACUCUGUACCCUUAGGUUGAAUGCCAAGUUCAUGGGAAUCAUCCGAGAAGCCGGGACAAGAGCUGCUGUUGAUGGGAGGCUGUGAAUUGUGCUUUUAGUGACUCGCUAAGCAUAGAACACUGACACUCAGGGCACACUGGGUGCUGCAAUUUCCAGAAGGGAAAGGAAAUAAAAAGGGUUCACCUUCUAUGUCUCAAUUUUAUCUCUUAUUAACAGGAACAGCUGGAUAGAGUACACAGAUAUGCUGCUGUGUGAGUCCCUGUGGAAGGGUACCUCCUGGGGAUCACCGGCAGGAAAAGUCCCUCAAACACAGAAAGCUUGGAGGGGACUGAUCCGAUAGAGUCAAAGACACUUAGGCUGUUUCAUGUUCAAACAUUAGAGAAUUUUUAUAAAAUCAUAUAGCAGAAUUUAAGAAUUUCUUAGAAAAUAGAUGGGAUAGACACCAAACACCAAAAUCCGAUCACAUUUAUUAUGACUUUUUUGUGCUUAUUUCUCUCCUCUUUUCACUUACCAGUGAAUAGCCACAUAAUUAUCCUACUAAACCAAUCCAUAAGCCUUCCUGGGAUUCAGCCCAGGGUAUUUAGCUCUAGGAAGCCUUCCUUUCAAUUCUGACAAAGUGGUCAUUCCUCUUGGUGUUUUCAUCGCUAUUCAAAUACACAGUAUUGAAAACACAGAUUGAUAUCCUGCCAGCCUCUCAUUUGAUCACCCCAAGGUGAACAGAUUUAUGAGCUGUGACUAUAAGAUAAUGAGGAUGCUUUUUAUAAACUCUCUCUUCGAGUGAUACCAACAUGGGCGCCAACUAUAUUUUGAAUAAUAACCUCAUCUUGAGAAUAAAUGUACAGGCUCCCACAGAGUCUAUUUUGAAGGAAAAAUUCAUUUGUUUGGUUAAGUUGUGGUCUGUAUACUGAUAUGUCAAUUUUAUUUCUCUAAAUUUACAAAUUUCUGGACCUUGAUGAGCAUAGAUAUCUUUGGGGAAAUGAAUACUACAUAUUGCAUUUGAAAGACUUUGUAAGUUAGAGUUCAACUUCUCUUUGCAGAAAGUUUCUCAUGUAAUUAAAUGCAGCACAUGAGGAUUUUAGCCCUCUACACUAACUACAGUAGCUAAAACUAGAGUGUUAGAAAUGAUACUUUUAUGAGGCUCUUAAAUACAGGUACAACAUUCAGAGUUUAGGAGCUGUCUUUGGAGCCGGGCACCCCUAGAUGUGAGUGGAGCCAUUCACCAGCAUUGGCAGGACCAACCAGAGUUCAGGAUUGCUUGUCUCCAGAGUUGAUGAUUUUUACCAUUUCCGGCUUCCAAAAAAUGGCAUUUCAUAUGAUUCAACUUAAUUUUAAGCUUCACUGCCUUAGGCUUGUGCCUGUAAUUAUAACCAUGAACCAAUAUUUAAUUUUUGUUGGCAGAUUACUGUAGUUAGUGUAGUACUACAGAACAGAAGACAUAUCCAUGAUUUAAAAGUUCAGGAGCACACUGCAUGUUUUUGAGUCAUUAGUAAAUGUCAUAAAGUACAAAUAUCAAAGCUCAGGUCCAAAGUAACUUACAUGUUCUGUAAAGGUCUGAGCAAUGUGGAUACCUGAUAAUUUCCCUACCAUAAAAGAACCCAAGAAUUUUUCUCUCUGACCCCUCCUCCACACAGUGUUAAACUGGAGGCUGAUGUUCAUUUGACAAUGAGCAUGAAAGUGAAAUGAUGACUCCCAGAUAUAAUUACAGAGAGUUACACAUGACAUGGUAAAUGCCUUUCAAAACCAUUUGGUCUGCAGAAAUUCUAUUUGGCUUACAGUGAGACGUCAAUCCCAUCAAUUUUUAUCUGUUGUUUAUUUAAGUCUUCUUUACCCCACAAAUUUUGUUUUGUUGAGUCAUCUCCCAAAGCUGAGUGGAAAUCAACUACCACCCAGGGAAAAUAUACUCAGAUAUCUCAUGAAUUUGCUUUGUUAUACAAGCAUCUUAAGGACAAACAGAAAGGAGAAGUCAAUUGCAACUGGGCUCAGAUUGAGUAAUUGGUUUUAAUUUUAUUUUAUGCUCCAAGGAAACAACUUCAUUUAAAAAACAUGAGAUCUUUUAGAUUGUGUGGUACACUUUAAUUUAAUUCUAGUGAGAUGAUCAUUUUUUUCCCAAAUUAAAAAGACAACUUUUUACUUUUGUUAUUGAUCUCUGUACAUGUGAAUUGACUGGGUAACAAAGAUAAUUUUGAAUCUCAAAAUUUAUUCUAAUGCUUUCCAAACUUUUAUUUAUUUAUUUAUUUAUUUAUUUAUUUAUUUAUUUGAGACAGGCUCUUGUGCAGUGACAUGAUCAUAGCUCUCUGUAGCCUUGAACUCCUGGGCUCAAGCUAUCCUCCCACCUAAGCCUCCCAAGUAGCUAAGACCAAAGGCAUGCACCGCCAUGCCUGGCUAGGUUUUUAUUUUUAUUUUUAUUUUUAAUAGAGAUGGGUUCUCUCUAUGUUGCCCAGGCUGGUCUUGAAUUCCUGGGCUCAAGCAAUUCUCCUGUCUCAGCCUCCCAAAGUGCUGGAUUAUAGGCGUGAACCACUGUGCCAGCCACUCACCUAACUUUCUUAAUGCACUGGAAAAAUUCUUUAAUAGAUCACAGCAUAAUGUAUAGUUGGGAUGAAAUAAUUAUCAAUGAGACCGUUAAUAUUUCAAACAGUAUUCUUGAUAAAAGCACUUUUGGGGGCCUCUUUUUUUGGUCAGAUUGAUUAUAUGAAGAUUGCUUUUAUUGAAGAUGUGGUUGGCAGAGGGAUUGUGCAAAAACCAAGACAAAUGUUAAUGUCAUUUUCUUCUUCACUUUUGCUGAAAUUGUUAGCAUUGUCAUGGAUGUAUACAUUUUUAGCAAAAAUCUUUUCAAGUCAAUUGUUUCUUUUGUAAUGAUCUAUAAUUAGAUAAAUAUAAUCCAUAAAUUCAUUUCAUUCAGCAUGAAUGCAAAUUGCAAUGCAUCACCGUGCACUGAAAGAUCACUGGGGCAGGGACAACCAUCAGCUCCUACUUGUGAGAUUCCCUUUCCUACUUUAUAGGAAAUUCCUGGAAAUCCCUAGAAGAUAUCUACAUCAUAGACUAAUGAAGGCCCCAGCAUCAGCUACUAUUUUAAAUACUAUUAAAAUAAAUUUUCUAUUUCCUGAUAAAGAAAGCUGAUAGAAGUAGAAUACCAACAUUUCUUCCUAAACUCAAAUGAACGGUCCUAUUAGAUGACCAGCUCUCGAAUGGUGAUAUCAUGAGCCAAUCGCAUCAGAAUUAUUAGCAAUAAUUAUUUUAAAUGUAGGUUUCCAGGAUCUACUCUGGAUGCAUUUUUUUCCAAGUCUUAAUGAGCAAUCCAACGAGUAAUCGUCAUUUAAUAAUAAUACAUACCGAUCAUAUAUUGUUUGACAGACACUUUUCUAAAGCUUUAUG